AUGUCCUCGCACCGUCUCGACACGGCGGGACAAGACAACAUCAUGGCCGGCUCUCGAAUGAGCGGCUACGAGGCAGCUUCGCCCGACGCAGCCACGGCGAGCUCUUCACUUUUGCCAAUAGCACCCAUCAAGCCGACACCACUCCACCCAUUGGAAGAGGACCCUCUGGUACUGCAGGACACUCGCUCAUCAACACACAGUCUCGCAGACGACCGCAGACAGACUCCAGACGAUGAACCUCAAUAUGGCAUGUGCCGCCUGCCCAAGCGGGCGCCCGACCAAGACGCACAGGCAGCACGAGACAAGCUCGACCGCAUUGCAAAGGCACAACAAGCCAAACACAACUGGGCAAAGUCCACCGGCAUCACCAUCGCAGCCAAGGCAUUCGGCCGCCACGAUCGUCGUAUGCGCAGGCGAGCCCACGGUGCUUCUUCCGAUGACGACAGCAGCGACAGCACUUUCGAUGACGACGAGGCUCGCGGACACAUCGGAGAGGUCAAGCUCAUGAUCACGGGCAAUCCCGUCGUCACCAAGGUCGUUGAUGCUGCCUCACGCGCAAAGGGCCGUCUGCGCGGCCAGACCGAAUCGCCCGACGCCUCGCCUCACAAGGAAGAAUCGCACUUCCGCUUCUCCAUCGGCAGACCGGGCAGCUCCUUGGCCAAGCGCCUCCGCCCUCCCACCGUCACACCAGCCUCGGAAGCUUUCACCACAUCCGCUCCGUCCCCAACGUCAGAGGCGCCUCGCCCUCCUUCCAUCGAUGCACCCACUACCCCUACCACCGAUCGUCCAAGAUCGCGCAUUCGUCCCAACCUCGGGCCCGAGCUGCUCGUCGUCGACGAAGAGGGUCGUCAGCAUCAAGCCACACAAGACUCGGAUCCUAAGCGCUCCAACCGUCCCAACCUCCCUCUCUCCAAUAGUUUCAACAGCCAAUCACCCAGCAGUCUCAUCUCGAGCGCUCCCAGCAGCCCAGGCAAUCGCCCACCACUCGACCAGCGCAAGCAACCGCACAGUUCCGCCUCCAGCUUCAUCGGCGGACCCAUCCACGACGAGCCCGACGCGCACGAGCCCGACGGCGACCUUACAGCGCGCACGCUCGCAUCGCCAGGUCCCAGUUCUACCGCAUCGAGCGUCUCUAGCGACGACGAGCUCGGCGACAGCGCCUUGGCGUCCGACUCGGACGACGGCCAAGACAACAUGCUCAAGAUCCAGUCGCUCAGCCUCGAACAUGGCGAGACUUUGACAAAGGAGCAGCUCAAGCGCCGCAAGAAACUCAUCCGUCGCGAAAUUCGGCGUCGCAAGGCCAACGGCGAGCUCUUGGACGACCUCGCUCAGAUGCAGGGCAAGGCAGGUCAGCUGGGCAAUUUGGUCUCUUCACGUGUCUCCAAAGGUCUCCACUAUGCCUCCAGCCAGAGCCGCAAUCGCCGUGCCAUGGACCGCUACUCGCCUCAUCCCAUGCAGCUCGCCCUGCAGACCUCCGAUCUGCCACGCAGCACCUCGGCUCAGAGCGCAGGAUUCGAUCGCACCAACACGCCAUUUUCCGCCAUCGCACCGUCGAUCUCGCGCGGCAGCAAUGCCUUCAGUCAGCGUAGAGAGUCGGUCGCCACCGUGGCCAGCAGCCGCAGGAGCUCCAUGACUGGCGCCGAAGACGACGAUCUGCAAGACCCGGAUGCGGCCGGGCCGACGCGCAGAUUCAGCGGCGUCGAUCGCUCCAUCUUGAGCUCGCGCAACAGCAUCCGCAAGUACCUCCACGCGCCCAACGUGCUCAAACGCCAUCGUCGCAAGAAGUGGGAAGCCGAGAUGGACGCUUUCGAGCGCGCAGCAGAGGCAGAGGCGAAUAAGACCGACCCUGACGCCGAGUUAGACCAGAUGCUCGCCAAACACGCCCAGCAGCAGGCACCCUCGGACGCGGACAAGGUCAAGUACGAGUUCGACGUGCUCUACGAGAAUCAGCGCGGCCUGCUGGUGUUUGGCAUCCCAAAGUUCAGCCCUCGCACGCUCUUCCAGUGGGACCCCUCGCCCUGGACCGCGGCCAACGGCAAGCGAUCGCCCUACAACAUCGCCAACGCACAGCUGCCCGAUCCGUCGUGGGAGUGGGCGUAUCACGAAUGGUACAUCGACAUGACCGGCGACGUCGACGAGGCGGGCUGGCAGUACAGUGGCAAUUUCGGGCGCAGGUUCUGGCCCAACGUCCACUUCCCGCACGGCAGAGUCGGCCUGCCCAAGACGGGCGUCGAGGGGAUCAAAGAGAUGAAUGCGCGUCUUGCCGAGAAGGAACGAAAGCGCGAGGAGAAGGAGGAGCAAAAGGAAGAUGGCGGGUUUGAGGCACUCAAGCGCACGGCGCGCGCGCGCUCGAGCAAGUGGACAGGCUCGCCAGACGCUUGGACUUUUGUGCGACGACGCCGCUGGAUCCGCCUCCGUCGUAGGAAGCCGCUCUUUGGCGCUCAUGCUGGCAAGACGCCUACCACAGAAGGACAGGAAAAGCCCGGAACACCUGCACAGGAAGUUGGUCUGCCGGAUCUCGGCGGCAAAGCACCAAUAUCGCCGGGUAAGAUCGGCGUCAAGCCUGGACAUAGCGAUGACGAAAACAACGGCGAAAGCCCCUUGGGUGGGUCCGACGAGUCGGACCUGUCUUCAAGCGAAGACGACGAGGUGCUCCAUGCGCCUGCCUUGGGCGGCUCGUCGGGCUUCUUGCCGCGGCGCUUGCCUGGCGGCCUCUCGAACGGCGCUGACCCGACCAAGACCAAGGAUCGUCUGCAGAGGCGACGCGCACGCAAACACGCGCGCGAGUUCACGGGCACCAUCCGCGAGCUCAAGAGUCUGCUGCCGAGCAUCAUCGCCAUGGACCGCAAGGCGGGCACGCGCGGACCGACCGGCCUCACGGCGAGUGCAAGCUCGUACAGGUGGGCCAUGCUCAAGAUCAACAAGGUCGACGCACGCAAUCCGUUCAUCAGCUGGCACUUUGUCAAGCACCGACUGCAGGACGAGGACAUGGCGUUUGCGGCUUCCACACUGCGGACCAUGGAGCGCAAGUAUCAGCAGCGCCAGCUUGCGGCCAUACGCAAGAAGGGUGGGGACCAGCCAGAUGUCGGCACGGCACCUUCGCAUCCGCCCAUCCCGUCGAGACUGCUCGAUGCCUCGCGAGGCAUCCGCUUUGGUGACGGCGAGCCUUCCACGGGACUCAAGGCCGGCAACGACGAGACAUCGCCGCGUCCGGCGACGCUGGGUUUGCAGGAGCCGUUUGCGCAGAGUCCAGCCGAGGGCCACGAGCUCACGCGCGAGGCGCUGGUCGAGAUCAACUUUGUGCGUGUGCUGCGCGUGCUGCGUGCAUGCAAGGUGGAUCGGCAGCGCAUGGAUCUGUGGAAACUCUGGCUGGGCGUGAUCACGCUCGACUCGCUUGUGGAGACGGUGCGGCGCGAGGAUCUUGUGGCGCUCGGGCUGGUCGUGCCCGCCGAAGCCGGUACCGAAUCUGGCAUGCCCGAAGCAGCGUCGCCGUCGUUGCUGGAAGCGGCGAAUGCGAGCGGAGGCAGUUCGUUCCGCUACCGGCAGCGUGCCGAGAAGGCGCGUGCGCGCUGGCGGAGUGCGUUGGCCAAGCCGGAUGCGUCGGAUGUGUGGGACGUGCUGGAGCGCAAGCUGGACGAGGUGCUGCUGCUGUUUGAGUUCCAGAGCAACCGGGCGCAGCUGAUCCGGCUGCUGCUCACGGUGCACGAGCAGCUGCAUCCGGACCAUGUGUAUCGCGAUCGGUCGCUGCGGGCGAAUCCGGUGGAGCUGUCUCCGGCGCACGUGCAUGGCGAUGCGGCCGAGAUGGGCGGACCCGAGGUGGGCGGUGCGUUUGGAUCGCGCCUGGGCGGAUGGAAGAGGGCGGGCGUGCCGAGGCUCGAGUUCUUUUCCGACCUGCAGCGCAUCCUCGCCGCACUGCCGGGCAACGAUGCCACCACCAACUCGCAGUACAUCCUCAGCCAGCCUUCGCCGAGCGACGAGAUCGUCGCCAUGCCGCUGGGCAUCCACAGCAAUCCGCUCAUCGAUAAGCUCGAGGCCGAGGCCGAGUCGGAUGCGUUCCUGGACGGCGAGCAUAUCCCCAACGCCAGUCCGGUGGAGAUGCGGGGGGAGGGGAGAACGGAGUUGUUGCAGGCAAGGGAGGCGGCGAGAUUGGCGGUACCGAGAACGCCGUCGCCGUUGGGAAGGCCGCCGUCGGUGCCGCUGCCGUUUAGGAACUCGCCGCUGUCGCCACCCGUGGUGCCCGAGUCGCAGACUACCGCCUCGUCCAGGCCGCAGAGCACGGCGUCCGUGCAGGAGCGCGCACCCGCACCCGGGUCUGCUGAGCUCACACCCGCCUCGUCAUCGCCCGGCGCAGAAGCUGCAGGCCAGCGCGAGGAUGUCAACAAAACAGUCACGGCUGUCGAGCCCCACGUCGGCACACGACCAGGCAGCGGGCCCCGACCGCCCAUCCCGGUGAGAUCCGGAUCCGUAUCCCCCGUCAAGCAGAGAGGGCCGCUCUAG
This is a messenger RNA of Moesziomyces antarcticus, 4497 nucleotides long. RefSeq lists its product as uncharacterized. The coding region runs from base 1 to 4497 and encodes 1498 amino acids. The record is from RefSeq and is a predicted model, not a curated record. The transcript has a single exon. Lineage: Eukaryota; Fungi; Basidiomycota; Ustilaginomycetes; Ustilaginales; Ustilaginaceae.